Seminavis robusta is the source of this 1354-nucleotide messenger RNA. Lineage: Eukaryota; Bacillariophyta; Bacillariophyceae; Naviculales; Naviculaceae. The record is from the annotation of a GenBank genome assembly.
CUACCAUAGCUAGCUACUAGUACAGUACCUGAGUGACCGUCUACAACAAAACAAAAAGCCUUCAAAAAUCUAAAGGCCAGCCGUCAGACCCGCGAGUCCACCACACCACAAAGGAACCCACAUUCCCAAAGCAACAAAACGAUGUCCUUGGAGCUCGAGGAUACGAAAGGCCAAGAGGCAGGGACAGCAACCGUUAAGCAUCAGACACAGGGUGCAGUUGUGGACUGUGAUGAGAUUGCCAUGGAAAUGGGCUUGGAACCUCCUCACCAGGACGCCAGCACAUGCAGUAGUAACACCAACAACAUGAGCUCUUCACUCGACGCUUCGGCUUCAUCCAAUCAAGUUGAUCUUGUACAUGGCACUUUCACAAGAACCUCCACCAAAAGACCUCAGCUGCUCUGCCCAUUGACCAAACAGCCUCUUCAGGAUCCAGUGGUGAAUCCCGCCAAUGGGGUAUCGUACGAAAGAAGUGCCAUUAUCUGUGUUGAACACACUGGCCUCUACCCUCGCAAUCGAGCACUCAAGGACUACUUACAGGCAAUACAGGGGCUACAGGCUAUGGAUUCUCCGAGCACAAAUGCUUCCAAGAAGGUGCGGACAACCAAAGAUCUUUUUGCUCACUUUAUCUGCCCCAUCACCCAUGUGCUCCUGCAGGAUCCUGUCAUUGACCAUGAAGGCAACACAUAUGAGCGUGGCGCCAUUAUGGAUUGGAUACAGCAGCACGGGGAUUCUCCCAUCACCCGGAAUCCAUUAUGCAUUGAGCAGCUCUGUGACAACACCAGCCUCUUUGAGGUAAUCAUUCAAGAAACUCUACUACUCCAACAGCAAGGAAUCGGAAAUGAUGAACUCCAAGAUUUCAAAAUGGCAGUGUCCAUGUACACACCUGGUGACACCGGAUUCGCUGCUGCCGCCUACUAUAGCUCUCAAUGUUUGGAGGACCUACCAGUACAGGCAAAUAGGCAGCAACCACAGGAAUUGGAAACGACAAGAACACCACCCAACAAUGGUGCGAUUGAACCUGCCUGCAGUCCAUGGGUAUCUCUCUGUUGUCUUGGUUGGUGGGGAUUUGCUUUUUUUGCAUUUUGGCUUCAAACUCUGAUUUGAUUGAACAAUCUUGUGAGAAGCUAGCUGUCCUUCGGGCAUAAAUUUAUGAAACUGUCCCCAGCCUCAAGAUUUCCGAACCUGCUCCAAGAGAUCGCCUUGUCUUCUCUAAGCGUGGCCCUCGGGGCCCUCUGCGGGCUUGCAUAUUGGUACUAGCCAGCAUAGUGGAUAAUCCAAAACUCUCCCUAUUCUUUGACUGCAAAAUUGCUAGCUUGAGGCCAUGGCAGCAUAGUUUUAAAACAAGCUACCGGUA